CGCCCCCUCUUUCAGCAAAGAAUCUCGUUGUCGUAAACAGCUUGAUUUAGUGUCAUUUGCAUGCAGCUUUUAACCUUUGAAACAUAAUUAACCCGGAAAUUAUUUGGGCGAAAAUGGACUUGGAGAAGAUGAACGUGCCCAACAUGCUCGAGUUCCUGCGUUUCAUGAACGAGCUGAAGCACCUGAAGCGGCAGGGCUGGGUGCUGAAGGAGGUGCAGGAGCCGGAGACGGUGGCCGGACACAUGUACCGGAUGGCCGUGAUGAGCCUUUUGUUCCCGCUCAAGGCGGGGCUGGACCGAGUGCGGUGCAUGGAGCUGUCCCUGGUGCACGACAUGGGCGAGAGCAUCAUCGGCGACAUCACGCCCUACUGCGGGGUGCCCCGCGACGAGAAACUGCGCCGCGAGAGGGAGGCCAUCGACAAGCUGGCCGCCCUGGCCGGCGAGGGGGGCGCGGGCGGCCGCAUCAAGGCCCUGUUCGCCGAGUACGAGGCCCAAGAGACUGCCGAGGCCAAGUUCGUCAAGGAACUCGACCACCUGGACCUGCUGCUGCAGGCCAGGGAGUACGAGCAGAAGGGCUACACGGACCUGGAGGAGUUCUUCCGCUUGCACUUUGAAAGUCCUGUGACCAGCGACCUUGCCCUUCAAAUCAUGGCCGACCACAAGGCUCAGUCGGUCGAGAACAAUUUGGCCAAGGAAAAUGGUGCUAAUUAAAAACAGUGAGAUCGUUUCAUACAGUAUUACUCUGGUCCUUGUUUCCUAGCAAAUUGUCAGACAAAUUUUGCUAAUGGACGAGUCACAAAUGAAGCACAAUAUCUGUAUUAAUUGUUUAUGUUGCAAUAAAAAAGAAUUAAGCUUGUAAAGCUUACAUUGAAAUCUCAAAUUAUGUUUGAUCGGUUUGAAAAAUUGAUUUUUUUCUUUAAUAGUUUAUUUAUAAACUAUUUAUGGCAAGCUUGGAAGCAUUUUUAAAA
Messenger RNA from Neocloeon triangulifer, 967 nucleotides. RefSeq names its product 5'-deoxynucleotidase HDDC2. Lineage: Eukaryota; Metazoa; Arthropoda; Insecta; Ephemeroptera; Baetidae. The record is from RefSeq and is a predicted model, not a curated record. Gene Ontology annotation, cellular component: cytoplasm. The coding region runs from base 114 to 710 and encodes 198 amino acids. Gene Ontology annotation, molecular function: 5'-deoxynucleotidase activity. The transcript is spliced from 2 exons.